UGUGGGGUCGCAUGUGGACAGAACGAUCCGCAGCUCGCUCACCGAAUCUCCCGGAGGACUCACAGCGGCAGCAGCGACAGCAUCAUGUCGGUCGACAGCGUGUUCAGGACCCGCUCCCUCGGGGUGGCCGCCGAGGGUCUCCCUGACCAGUACGCCGACGGCAAAGCGGCCAAAGUGUGGCAGCUGUACAUCGGAGACACGCAGAGCCGGACGCAGGAGUACAAGAGCUGGGUGGUGUCCCUGCUAAAGCAGCAGGGGGUGCGGAGGGUGCUGGAUGUCGCCUGCGGAACCGGAGUGGACUCCAUCAUGCUGGUGGAGGAGGGCUUCAAUAUGGUGAGUGUGGAUGCCAGUGACAAAAUGCUGAAGUACGCGCUGAAGGCAAGAUGGGACAGAAGAAAAGAGCAAGCUUUUGAUCAGUGGGUUAUUGAAGAGGCCAACUGGCUGUCGUUAUCAGAAGAUAUUCAGAAACCAGGGGAUGGUUUCGACGCGGUCAUCUGCCUGGGCAACUCAUUUGCCCAUUUGCCAGACUUUAAAGGGGACCAGAGUGACCAGCAGCUGGCCCUUCAGAACAUCGCCAGUAUGGUCAGACCAGGUGGGAUCCUCAUCAUUGACCAUCGUAACUACGACUACAUCCUUGAGACUGGGAAGGCGCCACAAGGCAAAAACAUUUACUACAAGAGUGAUCUCACUCAGGACAUCUCCACCUCAGUGCUGUGGGUCAACAGUAAGCCUCAUAUGAUCACUCUGGAUUACACCAUCCAAGUGCCCCAGGCCACCGAACAGAAUCUCCCUGAAGUCAGUAAAUUUCGUCUGUCCUACUACCCUCACCGUCUGGAGAACUUCAAAGGGCUGCUGACCAAGGCCUUCAACGGCAAAAUGGAGCACAGCGUCUACGGAGACUUCAAGACAUAUGUCCCCGGCCAGACCCAGGCUCCAUGCUACUUCAUCCACGUCUGUAAGAAGACAGCCUGAGAGCCCUGCCAACCAAAAACACACACACACGCACGCAAACACACGCACGCUGGUAGAAGUAAUAAAGCUUCCCGCCUCCUGUAAGUCCCAACAUGCUCUUACAGUAAAAAUUAGUUUUAAAAAGAUGUCAUCAUCUUAUAGUUCUUGAAAAGGAAGCAGUUCUGUUUUGUCACUGACAACGAGGCUAAAAUAUUGGGUAACAACCCAACUCAACAAAUAGUCUGAAUAAGACACUACCGUAACCAGCAUUUUACGAUUACCUUAACCCGAAUAAAGUCAUUCUCGGAAUAAGUAAUCUUUGAAUUAAGAUAUGGAGUAUUCCAUCCUUAGUCACAUUAUCUAGACAUGUAUACAUCUUGAUUGCAGUAUAACGUCUUAUUGGAGUUUUCACAGCAUUUUGCGACAUCAACAUUUGUAGCUAUUGCAAAAAUAGAAAGGAAACACCUAAAAUGGUAACAAACGGUAGCACUGUACAUUAAACUAUUAUGUAUUGAAUAUUUUAUGAGUGACUCAGGUCAACAUGAAAAUCAAAGUAAUGUCUUAUUCAGACUAAGGUGAAUUUCCAGAAUUUAGGUGUCCGUGUAAACUGCGUCAGAUUGAACAGGUUCCUGAUAGACUGUGCAUUAUUAUUGUAAAAAUAAUAAGAUUGGCCCUUCAAGGAAAUGUAUCAGUACAUUUAACGACCUUGAAAUUUGUUAAUCAUAGUUUGUCUAUUGCACAAGUUUUCAUUUUCUCAUCAGUUUCAAAUGUUGACGCUAAACUGUCAGAGCAGCAGUGCCUAGUUGAUUUUCAUUUCAUUAUGUUUGUACAGCACAAGCGGACACAUCCUGUAACUGUCUAAAAUGUAUCGGACCACUGUUUUCGUCCAGAUGUUGUAUUUUCUCAGCAUGCUGUGCUGUGUCUGCUGUGGCAUUUCCCCCAUUUCCGUUUCCCCUCCGUUUCUUGCCCUUCACAUCUUUGAUAUUGAAAAUUAACAUUAUUUCUAAAUGGUGCUGUACAUCAGUGAUAUUCCUCAUGAUGGAAUACUUUGCUUUUUGUUGCAGAUCAUGUUCUAAGAUUCACCACAUGCUUAGUCAUUUGUAUUCUGAGUUCAUCACAAGCGUCUUAAAAACACAGAUGCAGCCUUUAUCGUGAAGCUGAUUUCAUUCUGUCCUGCUGCCUCUCAUUGACAGGCACAGCACGACAGCAGUUUGAAUCUAUCAAGUGAAUGGCCUGAUCCUGUUUUAUAACAGCUCCAACAGCCUUCAGUUCAUUUGUUCAGUGAAUAAUCACUGAUGUCAGGGUGCAGCCAGCAAGGCCUGUGACUCACAUCAGUAUUAACAUCCGUCCUGAGAGCGGCGAUCACAAGUGGUCAGCGCUAAGUUUCAGGGGUAAACACCCCAAUGUUCUGAGAUCUGAUCACGCCCACCAAAUUCGGAGGUGGUCUGUGGCCACUGUGAGAAUGUAAGUGUGUCCUCCGUCUACGACUUGUUUCCCAAGUCCCAAUAUCAACACUGAUAAACAGAUAAUGACUCAUAUUCUUCUUAAAUUCAAAAAAUCUUGACUCCACUCGCUUUCUCUAUCGAUCUCGAUGUCUGUCUCUUGCUAUUACUGACACACACUCAAACUGGGUAAGAACAACACAAUUUGGUCUCCGCAAACAUAAAUCACGUACAUUUUUAUUUGAAUAUACAGCAGGGACGUGAGAUCUGAUCUUAAGUGGUGAUGAGACAUUAAGGACACAUUUUAGUGUCAGGUAUGAACAGACAACGCUGUUCACUUGUGAGCAGAUCUCUCAGGAUGAAAGUUAUACCUGGUCUUAAAAGAGCCUUGGAGAACUCGGACAGAAUGGAGAGUGUGCGUCAGUCAAUCAUUCGAAAUCCUCCUUCCUGAAGUCAUUUAUCUCCUCACUCAACCCUGAACAGCUCCAAAGCUAUUUGACCUCUCUAGCUCAGGAAAAGUUUUCACGAACCCCUGCUUCUCAAGAUUGAACAGAAGUUACGCUAAGUGAAUCAUUUCAGGCUUUUUCCCUGAUUCUUUAUUUUCUUCAUAUUUUUUUCUUUUAUUUUGUCAACUGUACAUUGUUUGAGUCAGACACAUUUUCCCAUUUUCUGGUUGUUACUUGCAAUGGACCAGCAGUGAGUCUCUUUUAGGUAAAAAACUAAUCGGAAGACCUAUUGAGGAUUCAUCCAGAACCACUAACAGAAUCAUUUCAGGAAGACUCAGUUGGGUUUAGUAGCUGGUCAAACCUUAAAACAUUUUAUAAACCAAAGAUUUAUUUUUUCUUUAUCUUGUAAUUUGGGUUUUUGAAAUGAAGAAAAAAACUUGUGUGUUACAGACAUAUUUUGCAGCGUCUCAAAUAAUUGAGUUUACCCAAAUAAUGAGGGGGAACAUGAUGGAAGAAUAAUUUAUUUAGUUGUGUUAUUUAGGUUCAAAAAUGUUUUGCGUUGAUACUAAAUUUAGAUUUAGAAAGAAAAGUCAAAUAUUAUCACUGCCUUUGACUUUGCUGUGUGAGAUAGUUUGUGAUUGAGUUGAGAUUAACAGCUUCAGAAUGUGGUGAGAGUGGCUGAAUGUUUGAGUUGGCUCAUGUAUAAAUAAAAC
This is a messenger RNA of Paralichthys olivaceus (Japanese flounder), 3552 nucleotides long. It is a transcript of the gene gnmt, whose product is annotated as glycine N-methyltransferase. Lineage: Eukaryota; Metazoa; Chordata; Actinopteri; Pleuronectiformes; Paralichthyidae. Gene Ontology annotation, biological process: S-adenosylmethionine metabolic process; one-carbon metabolic process; protein homotetramerization. Gene Ontology annotation, molecular function: glycine binding; glycine N-methyltransferase activity; identical protein binding. The record is from RefSeq and is a predicted model, not a curated record. Gene Ontology annotation, cellular component: cytosol.